Thyridium curvatum is the source of this 1131-nucleotide messenger RNA. RefSeq lists its product as uncharacterized. The transcript is spliced from 9 exons. NCBI's taxonomy places the organism in Eukaryota, Fungi, Ascomycota, Sordariomycetes, Thyridiales, Thyridiaceae. The record is from RefSeq and is a predicted model, not a curated record. Gene Ontology annotation, cellular component: mitochondrion. Gene Ontology annotation, molecular function: protein-containing complex binding. The coding region runs from base 1 to 1131 and encodes 376 amino acids.
AUGGCUUCCCCUGCUGCGGCAAUGCGGUCGACCCGCAAGAUCGCACAGAGCGUCGUCCAACAGCGUCGGUCGCUGUCCGAUGUCACGAUCACCCGAACCGGCAAACCCAUCAUCAGGACACAGGGUGGAAGGUCAUCUCUUGGAGGUCAUACCGCGACGGUCUUCGGUGCAACGGGUGCUCUUGGACGAUACAUCGUCAACAGGCUAGCACGGCAAGGAUGCAACGUCGUCGUUCCCUUCCGGGAGGAGAUGGCCUCGCGCCAUCUCAAGGUCUCCGGUGACCUGGGCCGGGUUACCUACAUUGAGUACGAUCUUCGAAACACGGCUUCGAUCGAGGAGAGCGUCAGGCAUUCCGAUGUGGUCUACAACCUGGUUGGCCGCAACUAUCCUACCAAGAACUUCUCUCUCGAGGACGUCCACAUCGAGGGCACGGAGAGGAUCGCCGAGGCUGUUGCCAAGUACGAUGUUGACCGCUUCAUCCACGUUUCUUCCCACAGCGUCGACCCCAACUCGCCCUCCGAGUUCCUCAGGACCAAGGCAAUUGGCGAGCAAGUCGCACGCAGCAUCUUCCCCGAGACUACCAUCGUGCGACCGGCGCCCAUGUUCGGCUUUGAGGACAACCUUCUUCUCAAGCUUGCGGGCGUCAUGAACCUGUUCACUGCCAACAACAUGCAGGAGCGCUUUGCCCCUGCUCACGUCAUCGACGUCGGUCAAGCACUCGAGGUCCUGCUGUAUGACGACAACACUGCUUCCCAGACCUACGAGCUGUACGGUCCCAAGCAGUACUCCAUGGCAGAGAUCGCUGAGAUGGUCGACCGUGAGAUCUACAAGAAGCGGAGGCACAUCAACGUUCCCAAGGCCAUCCUGAAGCCCGCCGCUGGCAUCCUCAACAGGGCACUGUGGUGGCCCGUCAUGUCCGCUGACGAGGUUGAGCGCGAGUUCCUCGAUCAGGUCAUCGACCCUACUGCCAAGACCUUCAAGGACCUCGGCAUCGAGCCCGGUGAUAUUAGCAAGUUCACCUACCACUAUCUGCAAGGAUACCGAAGCUCAGCCUUCUACGACCUGCCGCCGGCGACGGAGAAGGAGAAGAGGGAGGACAGGCAGUACCUGCACGUGCUGGACGACCAGUAG